CAUUGUAAGAAAAAGAAAAAGAGAAAGGGAAAAAGAAAAAGGAGGCUGAGAAAUGCUAAAACCCUCGUCUUCCCUAAAACUAAAACCCCUUCCAUCGUGCAGACAUUAGCACAAUCAGUUCGGCUUCACUGUGAAAAAUCACCCAAAAAUUCCAAUGGCGGCCUUCGAACUGCUCCAUCAAGCUCGCCGCCACUGCUCCUACAAAACUCCAUCUCACUUUUCUCCUCUUCUUCGCUCUCAUUUCCACCGAUUUCUCUCCUCUUCAUCAUCUCAAUCACAACCCGAAUCCCCAGAAAACCCGAGUCUAGUCCAACCCGUUUCUUACAAACCCAAGGAUCCUCCGGAAACCCCAUCUACAGAAACCACAUCGCAAGCUUCCCCACAAUCACAAACACAAAAUGGUACCCGACCCGAAUCAAAUACUCGAGAAUCAGUUAAUGCGGAUGGUAAAACUUGGACACGGGAGGAUCUCCGAUACUUAAAGGAUGCACCAAAAAUAACUCCGGUUUCUUACCCGACCCGAGUAGCUCCGUUACCUGAGGAUCGGGUUGAAGAGGAGGGGGGAGUGGAAGCUAAGGGUGAUGAGGAGCUGGAGAGAGAGAGGAGAAGAAUUGAGGCGCAAAAAAGGGCGGCAAUGAGGAGAGUUUUGAAUGUUGAAGAGGAAAUGGUUCCGUUUCCCACAUUGGUUAACGUGAAGAGUGAUGAUGAAAAGAAGAAGAAAAAGGCUGUUUAUGAUCUUAAAGAGGCCAUUCGCCUCGUAAAGGCUAAUGCCAAGAAGAAGUUUGAUGAAACUUUGGAAGCUCAUGUUGUUUUGACUUCUGAUAUGCGCCGAAGUGACCUGAAGCUUGAAGGUACAGUAGCUGUUCCUCAUGGGUUUGGCAAGGUAUAUCGUAUUGCUGUUUUUGCUGAAGGAGCUGCUGCUGAUGAAGCCCGAGAAGCAGGAGCUGAUGUUGUUGGUGGUUUGGAGCUCAUAGAGAAUAUCAAGAGUGGAAAUGUGAAGAUUGAUUUUGACAAAUGUUUUUCCACUCAUGCAAUGAUGCCGAACUUGAGACAGAUUGCCAAGUACUUGAGACAAUUGAUGCCAGAUACUAAAAAAGGUACUGUUACCAAAGAUAUCACAAAGGCAGUGAAAGAAGCAAAGCAAGGUGUACCUUUCAAAAAAGACAAAACUGCAAUUGUGCAUGUAGGAAUUGGGAAGGUAAGUUUUCAAGAUGAGGCACUGUGUGAAAACGUUGGUGCAUUUGUACACGAACUUUUGCGUCAGAAGCCUGCUGGCUUAAAAAAGAGCUCAAAAUAUGCUGGUUAUGUGAAUACAGUCCAUAUAUGCAGUACGAUGGGUCCAUCUUUCCCUGUGUCAAUACAGUCAUUAUCGAUUGCAGCAGACCGCCAUGCAAGGAAGUAUCUUCAAUUAUAGUAUCUGAAUAGAUCCAUUUUUAACUUGACAGUCUUAGUGGAUCCAAUUGUAACUUGGUACCGUACUGUAAUUUGUUUAGAUUUCUUGAUUUUCCCCACAUAAAAGGGAUUUUUCCAAGGAGGUCACGGGUUCAGGCCGUGGAAACAGCCACAGCCUCUUGCAUAAACGCAAUAGACCCUUGUGAUCCGGCCCUUCCCAGACUCUGUCCAUAGCGGGAGCUUAGUGCAUUAUGCUGCUCUUUUUUUUAAGGGAUUUUUCCAAGUUAUUUUAUUUCUGCCCAUUAAUGUAAUGAUCUUUCCCUCUCCCUUCUUCAAACCACCCAACCCAAAACUCAUCGCUGUUGCCUCACAUUUGUAUUUUUCAGUUAAAAGAAAUAAGCAUGUCUUCUGUUUUAUGAUUA
Molecule: messenger RNA, 1814 nt
Organism: Nicotiana attenuata
Lineage: Eukaryota; Viridiplantae; Streptophyta; Magnoliopsida; Solanales; Solanaceae
Product: 50S ribosomal protein L1
Exons: 10
Coding region: 155-1414 (419 amino acids)
Source: RefSeq, a predicted model, not a curated record